GCUGCGCCCUUGCAGAAGUGCUGAAGACGACUCUCCGGAGGAGCUAUUGGGAAUUUCGGCGUCUUUCGCGCACACGUUUGCACGGAAUAAAGCCGCGGCGACGCGUGGCUGUAGCAGGCGAGGCUCCCAGCCCGAAGCAGCUCGUCCGUGGAUCCGGCGCUUGGCGUGGCUGUGGCAGACUGUCCGUGUGAAGAUGGGCCUCGUCUGGAGCCUCUUCCCAUAGCAGCGAGCCGUGGGGAGAGCACCCGCACGUUCCCCUGCAAGCACAUACCCGUCGAGCUCGGACUUGACGGGUUUGACAUAAUCUACAGACUGUGGACGCUGUCGUACAACUUUCUGUCCAGGAUUGUCUGCGCCACCGUGUCUGUCAUCGCCGGCAAGCGGAGAGGCUCCCAAACCCGGAUCGAGAGUCGCGCCGUGCCAAGGGCCUUGAUGAAAAUGGACUCCGAUCUGUUACACUCACCAGCGGUGGGCCUUGCCGAGGAAGAGGAGCCUGACAUGAGUGACUGGAAACUUCCACUGGCCUUCAUGAAGAAACGCCACUCGGAGAAGAUUGAGGGAUCCAAGGCCCUGGCGCAAAGCUGGAGGAUGAAGGACAGGAUGAAGACGGUGAGUGUAGCUCUGGUGCUGUGUCUCAACGUGGGUGUGGACCCCCCUGAUGUAGUGAAGACUUCCCCAUGUGCCAGGCUGGAGUGCUGGAUAGAUCCUCUGUCUAUGAGUCCACAGAAAGCCCUGGAGACCAUUGGGGCCAACUUACAGAAGCAAUAUGAAAACUGGCAACCCAGGGCGCGGUACAAGCAGAGUCUGGACCCCACGGUGGACGAGGUGAAGAAGCUGUGCACGUCGCUGAGGCGAAACGCCAAGGAGGAGCGGGUCCUCUUCCAUUACAAUGGCCACGGAGUGCCGCGGCCCACCGUCAACGGAGAGAUCUGGGUUUUUAAUAAGAACUACACCCAGUACAUCCCUUUGUCGAUAUACGACCUGCAGACAUGGAUGGGAAGCCCCUCCAUCUUUGUGUACGACUGCUCCAAUGCAGGCAUCAUCGUCAAGUCCUUCAAACAGUUCGCCCUGCAGAGGGAGCAGGAGCUGGAGGUGGCAGCCAUCAACCCCAGCCACCCACUUGCCCAGAUGCCCCUGCCUCCCUCCAUGAAGAACUGCAUCCAGCUGGCUGCGUGCGAGGCCAGCGAGUUGCUGCCCAUGAAUCCCGACCUCCCGGCUGACCUCUUCACCUCUUGCCUCACCACACCUAUCAAGAUCGCUCUCAGAUGGUUUUGUAUGCAGAAGAGUGCCAAGCUGGUACCAGGGGUGACACUAGACCUCAUAGAGAAGAUCCCGGGCAGACUCAACGACAGACGCACUCCCCUGGGAGAACUUAACUGGAUCUUCACAGCCAUCACCGACACCAUUGCCUGGAACGUGCUUCCCAGAGAUUUAUUCCAAAAGUUGUUUCGUCAGGACCUGCUGGUGGCCAGCCUGUUCCGCAAUUUCCUAUUGGCUGAAAGGAUAAUGAGGUCAUACAACUGUACACCAGUCAGCAGUCCACGCCUGCCCCCUACAUACAUGCACGCUAUGUGGCAAGCCUGGGAUCUGGCCGUGGACAUCUGCCUCUCUCAGCUCCCUACAAUCAUCGAGGAGGGCACCGCUUUCAGACACAGCCCAUUCUUUGCAGAGCAGCUGACAGCGUUCCAGGUGUGGUUGACCAUGGGAGUGGAGAACAGAAACCCUCCCGAGCAGCUGCCAAUUGUUCUACAGGUCCUCCUCAGUCAGGUGCAUCGUCUGCGGGCGCUGGACCUGCUCGGCCGCUUCCUGGACCUGGGGCCCUGGGCUGUCAGUCUGGCCCUGUCAGUGGGGAUCUUCCCCUAUGUGCUGAAGCUGCUGCAAAGCUCCGCGAGAGAGCUCCGGCCGCUACUUGUCUUCAUCUGGGCCAAAAUCCUUGCUGUAGACAGCUCAUGUCAAGCGGACUUGGUGAAGGACAAUGGUCACAAGUACUUCCUGUCUGUGUUGGCUGACAACUACAUGCCGGCCGAGCAUCGCACUAUGGCAGUCUUCAUAUUGGCCGUCAUCGUCAACAGCUACACCACCGGACAGGAGGUCUGUCUGCAGGGCAACCUGAUAGCCAACUGUCUGGAGCAGUUGUCGGACCCCCACCCUCUGCUGCGCCAGUGGGUGGCCAUCUGCCUGGGCCGUAUCUGGCAGAACUUUGACUCGGCACGCUGGUGUGGCGUCCGUGACAGCGCCCACGAGAAGCUCUACAUCCUGCUGUCGGAUCCCAUCCCUGAGGUGAGGUGUGCUGCCGUCUUUGCUCUGGGAACCUUUGUGGGGAACUCGGCUGAGAGGACUGACCACUCCACCACCAUCGACCACAAUGUAGCCAUGAUGCUGGCCCAGCUCAUCAACGAUGGCAGCCCCGUGGUCCGCAAGGAGCUGGUGGUCGCAUUGAGUCACCUGGUGGUGCAGUAUGAGAGUAACUUUUGCACGGUGGCGCUGCAGUUCAUCGAGGAGGAAAAGAACUACACUGUGCCCUCACCGGCCAACACCACAGAGCCUGGUAACCUGACCCCAGUGAGGGACAGCCCAGCCAUCCCCCGCCUGCGCUCGGUCAACUCCUACACCAACAUCCGAGCAGCCACCACUGCCCGCAACCUUAACAAGAGCCUGCAGAACCUCAACCUCAGUGAAGAGGGUGGUCCGGUAGCCUUUUCUCCUGGCAACCUAAGUACCAGCAGCAGUGCCAGCAGCACCCUGGGCAGCCCGGACAAUGACGAGUACAUCUUGUCCUUCGAGACCAUCGACAAGAUGAGGCGGGUGUCCUCCUACUCUUCUCUCAACUCCCUCAUAGGUGUGUCUUUCAACAGCGUUUACACCCAAAUCUGGAGAGUGCUGCUCCAUUUGGCGGCCGACCCUUUCCCUGAGGUGUCUGAUCUAGCCAUGAAGGUCUUGAACAGCAUCGCUUACAAGGCGACGAUGAACGCGCGGCCUCAGAGGAUCCUGGACUCUGGAUCUCUCACCCAGUCAGCUCCUGCAAGCCCCACCAGCAAGGGCACCCACAUCCACCAGGCUGGAGGCUCUCCUCCUAUGCCCAGUGCCAGCAGCUCCAGCUUGACCAAUGAGGUGCCCAAGCCCCCCGCGAGGGAGCAACCCACCAUACGGCCCCCCUACACCCCCACGCUGGGCGGACAGGCUCCUCACUCGCACCAGUUCCCCCGCACACGCAAGAUGUUUGAUAAGGGUCCUGAACAGGCAGCUGAGGACGGGGAUGAGCAGGGUGGACACAGGAACUACAUCAGUGCCACCCUUCAGACAGGCCUGUGUGAUUGGAGUGCCAAGUACUUUGCUCAGCCAGUCAUGAAGAUCCCUGAGGAGCAUGACCUGGAGAGCCAGGUGCGGAUGGAGAGGCAGUGGAGGUUCCUGAGGAACGCUCGCGUGAGGAGACAGAGUCAGCGCAUCACACAGAAAGGCGUGACCCGCCUGGAUGACCAGAUCUUCAUCAACCGCAACCCUGGCGUUCCAUCUGUUGUGAAGUUCCAUCCCUUCAAUUCCUGCAUCGCCGUGGCCGAUAAGGACAGCAUCUGUUUCUGGGAUUGGGAAAAGGGGGAGCGGUUAGACUACUUCUACAACGGGAACCCUCGCUACACCCGUAUCACAGCCAUGGAGUACCUGAACGGACAUGACUGUUCAUUGCUGCUCACAGCAACAGAUGAUGGCGCCCUGCGUAUCUGGAAGAACUUCGCUGACCAGAAGAACCCGGAGAUGGUGACGGCGUGGCAAGGCCUUUCUGACAUGCUGCCCACCACCAGAGGUGCAGGCAUGGUGGUGGACUGGGAACAGGAGACCGGGCUCCUCAUGACCUCUGGAGACGUCCGGGUCAUCAGGAUCUGGGACACGGAGAGGGAGAUGAAGGUCCAGGACAUCCCAACAGGAGCAGAUAGCUGCGUGACCAGUUUAUCUUGCGAUUCCCAACGCUCCCUCAUUAUUGCCGGUCUGGGAGACGGCUCCGUGCGUGUCUACGACAGGAGGAUGGGCCCCAACGAAUGUCGGAUCAUGACGUACAGGGAGCACAACGCCUGGGUGGUCAAAGCCCACCUGCAGAAGGAGACAGAAGGACACAUCAUCAGUGUCAGUGUCAACGGGGACGUUCGAUUCUUUGAGCCAAGGACGCCGGAUUCAGUCAACGUGCUGCAGACGGUGAAGGGGUUGACGGCCCUCGACAUCCACCCACAGGCCAACCUGUUCGCCUGCGGAUCAAUGAACCAGUUUAUAGCUGUGUACAAUGCUAACGGGGAUGUGAUCAGCAACAUUAAGUACUAUGACGGCUUCAUGGGUCAAAGGAUUGGCGCCAUCAGCUGUUUAGCUUUCCAUCCGUACUGGCCCCAUCUGGCUGUAGGCAGCAACGACUACUACAUGUCCAUCUACUCUGCAGAGAAGAGGCUCAGAUAACACCUGCACACCAGACUUCCUCCUCCCCCUCCCGUCUCCCCUCACGCCACAACCUGCAGCUCUCUGACCCUGACCUUUGACCCGGAGUUCUGGGAGCCAGGAUCACCACCUGCCCCUCCUGACCCGAAGUUUUGGUCUUCCCCUCCUGGAGGAAAGCAGAGCAAACUACUCGCCAGUGGACUGAAAACGGAGCCGGAAACACAUGCAGGACAUUCUGUCACCACGUAAUCUCCACCAUCACGUCAGCUUAGCUCAGAGGAGCCCUCCAGGAUUUAGCAAGGCCUUAUUGCAAACCAACCCACACACACACACACACACCCCCCCCACUCACUCCCACUAUUGAGACUGCUCCCACUCAGCCACAUUCACCUCUCAGCACCCUGCUUCGAGUUUUAAGAUUUUAGAUCUGGAGGGAAGGAAAAAAAAAAAAAAAAGGAUGAACAUUAAUAAAUGUAGAGGAAAGGAAAACUGAAAACAAUCAGGUGUGUCUCCGGGACUGGAGACUGCUUUGCUGACUGUGGUUUAUAAGGCAGGCGAUGAAAUCAAAUAAACCAAAUACA
Lampris incognitus (smalleye Pacific opah) is the source of this 4997-nucleotide messenger RNA. RefSeq names its product regulatory associated protein of MTOR, complex 1 (gene rptor). The transcript has 36 exons. Gene Ontology annotation, cellular component: cytoplasm; TORC1 complex. Gene Ontology annotation, biological process: cellular response to amino acid stimulus; cellular response to starvation; regulation of autophagy. Gene Ontology annotation, molecular function: protein binding; protein-macromolecule adaptor activity. NCBI's taxonomy places the organism in Eukaryota, Metazoa, Chordata, Actinopteri, Lampriformes, Lampridae. Bases 433 to 4437 code for a protein of 1334 amino acids. The record is from RefSeq and is a predicted model, not a curated record.